Capsaspora owczarzaki ATCC 30864 is the source of this 411-nucleotide messenger RNA. RefSeq lists its product as hypothetical. The transcript has 5 exons. NCBI's taxonomy places the organism in Eukaryota, Filasterea, Ministeriida, Capsasporidae. Bases 1 to 411 code for a protein of 136 amino acids. The record is from RefSeq and is a predicted model, not a curated record.
AUGCGGCGACGACCUGGCACGAACACUGGCAUCAGGAACUUGACCAAGUCGACCUGCACCCGCGCCGCGCCGCGCCGCGCCGCACACGACCCUGCUGGCCUAGACUGCGUCCGCGACCCUCCACCGAUGCUAUCAUCAAGAAACAGAGCCACCUUCAGACUCCAAGGAACUCCAGUGCCCCAGCGGCCUUUCGUGGUCCCCUCGAGCCCUGCCGCGGACUGCCUGCUUGGUCCGCCGAUCGGCCGCCUGGCACUGUUUUCAUGCACAACACACUUGUACAACAUCACUGUAGUGUGGAGCCGCGGGUACCGGGCCGGCAGCGGCGAGGCGGCGGGCCCAAAAGCCCAAAUGCGUCAAUCUUCAGAGCCCGAUAGCGGGCCUCCCGAGCGAGCUGCACCGUUCUUACUGUAG